Chilo suppressalis (striped riceborer) is the source of this 2371-nucleotide messenger RNA. NCBI's taxonomy places the organism in Eukaryota, Metazoa, Arthropoda, Insecta, Lepidoptera, Crambidae. The record is from the annotation of a GenBank genome assembly.
UAUAACGAUAAACCUUUUCGCUCGAAUCACAGUUCAUUCAAUACACUUGACAAUGAAGUAUAUUCUAACUUUUAUAAUCGUUUACCUGUUCAGAACGCGCGCACAUGUUACGAGUAAUGUUAAAUUCGAUUCAUCAACCAAAUCAGCCAUCGAUUUUCACGACGAAAAUCUUCUAACAAGCAGUGAUGAAAAUGUAGAUGAUGAUAUUAAAUACGAAAAGGAUUAUAGUGGUUACAGAUACAUGGACGACAUAGUGUACGGUUUGAAAACUGAAAAUUGGACCAAUGAAGAUUUACCGUGUUUAAAUGAAACCUUACGUUUGAUCCGGAGCUUGCAAAAUUUCACAACUUGGGCUGUAUGGGAAUGGGACUCCGUGUCGUCACAACCUCUGGGCAUAUUGUCUGGCAACCGAUUCCAACUGGGGAACUUCGACCAAUGUAUGUCCUCGCCAUGGGAUACAAAUCACCACGAAAUAAAAACUCAGUACUGCCUCGCAGAGGUAGCACUUGAGACUACGAACCACGUCAAGAAAAAAACUUUGGAUGAAAUAGAACCUUAUGGAAACGCAUUGGAUUUGAUACAGCACAAUACUCCCUAUUUCCGUCCUCUAAAGUACCUCACUUGGGGAGCAUGCGUGCCGGCUUGUUGUCAGCCGCAGUCUGUGGAGAGGUUGAUGCGAGUAGUUCUGUCGCGCAGCCACCUCGGCGCCGCCGGCCUACGUCCGGCCAUACAUGUCAAUGAGACUUGUCAGAGACCCGACGAGCCCAAGACAUUUGAUAGUCCUUUUUAUGCAUUCGUAGUAAUGAUUGGAAUACUAUUUGUAGUAUGUAUAGUUUGUACGAUAAUUAACAACAAAGGAAAUGCAGAUUUUCGUAAGAGAAACGUGAUUUGCAACGCAUUUUGUAUCGUUGAAAACGCCAAAGAUCUCCUUAAAAUGAGAAAAGAUGGCAUAGAAGUGAUAUAUGGAAUCAGAUUUCUGACGAUCUGUGGCGUCGUGAUGUGUCAUCAGAGUGGCGCUAUUGACGCCGGGCCCACUAGCAAUGGAAUAAAAUUGGAUGAAGCUCAAAGAGUAAUCGGUUGGUUCGUUCUGCACGACGAUCUACUAGUGGACACUUUUUUCCUAAUAUCAGCAUUCCUGGUGGCUAAAGGUAUUCUCGAGUAUGAAAAUAUGCCUUCCAUCCUUUUGCUGAUACUCAGGAGAUAUGUACGUUUGGUGGUUGGCCUUGCUGCGGUGAUAUUCUUUAUGGCUGCUGUGAUUGAACACACUGGAUCUGGACCUCUUUGGAAUCGAUUCAUCGAUGUCGAAGCAGAUACAUGUCGAGAGAAUUGGUGGCUCAAUUUACUGAUGCUGAGCAAUUAUAUUAAUGUAAACAAUAUGUGCCUUAUAGUGAGCUGGUAUAUACCAUGCGACUUUCACUAUUACGUGAUCGUGGUGAUUGUCUUCGCUCUGUAUAAACGGUGCUCUAAGCUCGGUGUGAUCAGUGCCAUCAUCCUGACCGCAGCAUCUGUCAUCAUACCGGGCAUCGUUAACUAUGCCAACAAGCUUCAUGCCAUACAGCUGUUCACGCAUGAAUUUCGUGCGGACCCCCGUGGGAAUCAGCAAUUUAGCUUGACAUAUGUAAAGACUCACACCAGGGCCGCGUCUUAUGCAGUUGGAUUCUUUGCUGGAUGUUGGUUCAUCAAAUAUAAAGCGAAGGAAAACUUCCGAAUCUCACAGGCGAGAUCCUUGACGUAUUUGUGUGCAGCAUUUGCAGUUAUGGUAUUCAUCGCUUUCCUCGGAGUAUCUUACCAGCUCAGGAGCUACUCAGAGCUGGAGGGGCACCUGUACGCAGCCCUGAACAGGCCUAUAUGGGCGGCAGGAGUAGCACUGAUCAUACUUACAUGUUCCUUCGGGCAAGUCCCUCUGGUGACUGGUUUCCUAAAAUGGUAUCCAUGGGUUCCCCUCAGCCGGUUGGCGUACGGCAUAUACCUGGUCCACUUCAUCAUCAUCAUGAGAAACGUCGCCAUCGCCAGAAAUCCCGAGUACUACGACAGUUUUAGUGUUUUCAUAACUUCAUUGGGUGUAAUUUGCAUAAGCAUGCUAUUUGCUUUGCUCCUUUGGCUUUUUAUCGAAGCACCAGCUAACAAACUCUUCGUGUUGUUAUUCAAAAAACGAAGUACCGAAAAAAAGGAAGUAAGUGGCAAUGAGGUGAAGAAUUCAGUGGACAUUCCCUACCAAGACACGAGCGGAAAAACCAACAGUGGUUUCAUUGACGAUAACUUGCCAAACACAAUACUGUUUUCUAAAAUGUAGUGUUUUACUUAAAGACAUAUGUACCUGUUAUAAAAAAAUAGUUUUAUUAGAUAAGUAAUAAAUUAAAUGCUGUUAGAA